AUGAAUCAUUCUCGACGUAGAGAAAGUAUGAAGGUUUUUUUCAGACCAGUUGUGGUUGUUACCUGCUCAAUGAUAGUAUUAUGUUUUUAUUUGUUUACCUAUAAGAAUGUUGCAACGCAUUUUGAUUGGAAUGAUGUCCUUUACUUAACUAGCAACUCAAUGCAAAACAUAGAGGCCAAAUUCUUAAAGUCAACAACGUCGAAGUUUGAGUAUGAGCCAAACCAUCAACAACCUAUAGUGCAAGAUGUCGAGCUUGAUUAUCCUUUGAAUAGUAUGGUCAGCUCAUUUUUCCCUAUAGACGCAGUGCUUCGAUUUAAUACUUCUGAUAAUGGUAAUACAACCACUCACGAAAUACUUGGCAGAUAUGCUUCUUUUAGUCCCAUUUUGAACCAUAAGUUGAAAAGUACAUAUGCAAUAUUGCCAUUUAAUGCCUGCGAUUUGGAUGACUUGACAUCGCUUUCUAAGGCCAAGUAUCAUAAUAAAGUAUUGAUUGUUUUGCGAGGAGGUUGUACAUUUGUUGAUAAGGUGUCAAACUUGCUAGAAUCUGAAAUGGAACCAACUAGUAUUUUAAUCGCAAAUGACGAGCCUUACAGAGGGUUGAUAACAAUGUUUUCAAAUACAUUCAAUCAAGAUGGAUCAUUGCAAACACCCAUUAUGUUUAUAACCAAUGAGGAUUAUCGAUACUUGAAAAGUGUCGAGUAUCAAAAUUUGAUUAUAGAAAUUAGCACUGCAUAUAUUGGAAGCUGGCUUAGUAUAAUUUUGUCAAUGGUCUUGUCACCACCACUAUUGAUUAUAUUAUUCUAUGCAGUUAUUAUAUGCGGCCAAAAGAUCAGGAGAAAGCAAGUGAAUAUUCAAAACGCCAAGAUGGUCAAGAGCUUGCCAAUCUAUAUUUAUAACAUAGACCACUUGGUUUUGGCAAAGUAUUUUCAACAUUAUUUGAAAGUCACUGGCCAAAGUAACAUGGUUCCGAAAGAUGGGGAAAAUGCAAUGUUAUUAGAAUCUCCCAAACCUUCACCUAAUGCGUCGUCUUCAUCAAUCAAUAAAAUAAUUGUUGGAGGUAUAGAUUUGAGGUCAUCCAAAGUACAUUUGCAUGCAAUAACAGCCCCUGAUGACUUUUAUCCGUCAUAUAAAUGCUCGAUAUGUUUGGAAAAGUAUAUACCAUUGAAGUCAAAGGUGCUAGUACUUGAUUGCAAACAUUUUUUUCAUGAAUAUUGUUUGUCUAAUUGGCUAAUCAAUUUUAAAAGGAGUUGUCCAUUGUGUAACUAUACUCUUCAGGGUAGACACAAUCACAAUAGUUCUUAUUGGGUAGCUGAAAGAGAUGAUAAUACUAUAGGUUAUGGCAGCAUAGAAGAUUUGGAGGCUGGUCCCUCUAGACGCUCAAAUGCCAUAUCACUAAAUUCUACAGAGGGUUCAGAGAGUGACGAAGGGUCCUAUUUACCAGAGCAUUCUCUGCUGCAAGCAGUCAAUGACGAGGCCUUAGAUCAUCCAAACAAUUAUCAACAAAACAGUGAUAAGACUCAAAACCUACACCCAACUAAUAAUUUCAUGCUCAAUCCCCCAGAAAGUGUUUCCUCAAGUGGUUCCAACUUAACAUUCUAUACAGCCAAUAGUCAGCCAAUUGAAAGCAGUUCGGCUGAAGGCAGCCAGACAAGUCAACCGAAAAGACCUUACCUAAUAUCAAAGCCACUGCAAAUACUAAGUCGGUUAUCUUCCUCAAAGCUUUCAGGGGCUGAAUUGAGUGCUAGUAUUGAUUCAGGUAGCGAUCAUAAUCAACAGGAACAAAAUUCUUUUGAAUCAUCGACUACAAGUAUUAUUGAACUGGAUCAUGGUGAUGAACUGACAAUAAACCUUUCAGAGUCCUACAAUAAUUGA
Molecule: messenger RNA, 1872 nt
Organism: Candida dubliniensis CD36
Lineage: Eukaryota; Fungi; Ascomycota; Pichiomycetes; Serinales; Debaryomycetaceae
Exons: 1
Coding region: 1-1872 (623 amino acids)
Biological process (GO): ubiquitin-dependent protein catabolic process
Cellular component (GO): cytoplasm
Molecular function (GO): ubiquitin protein ligase activity
Source: RefSeq, a predicted model, not a curated record